Molecule: messenger RNA, 1835 nt
Organism: Scophthalmus maximus (turbot)
Lineage: Eukaryota; Metazoa; Chordata; Actinopteri; Pleuronectiformes; Scophthalmidae
Gene: stard15
Product: StAR-related lipid transfer (START) domain containing 15
Exons: 6
Coding region: 568-1365 (265 amino acids)
Molecular function (GO): lipid binding
Source: RefSeq, a predicted model, not a curated record
CAGCUGCGGACACCUGAUCUGUCUCAGGGCUCCACCUGAACAACAGGUGUCAGGUGCUGCUGCGUUCAGGUGCUGUGUGAAACCACAACGCUCAGAGUCAUCGUGUCUCUCACACACAAACACACACACACACACACACACACACACACACACACACACUUAUGGUCUCAGUGUUCAGCAGCCGGGGAUGAUCACAUUUACAGAAGCACCUGAAGGCAGCAUCCCACAGAUACAAUACCUGAUCAAAGAUGUUCUGUUCAAAAGACGAGUCACUGUUAGGUUUUUUUCUUCAAACAAAAAAUGUAAUAAAAAUUGAGCCAAACAGACGCCGACACUCAGAUGAUUAUUGAUCAGCGAUCGUUCGACGGAGCUGCUGUCGACGCGGAGUAAAAACAGCUGAUGAAGAGGAGGAGGAGGACGAAGACGUGUCUGAUGACGAUGUCUAUGAACUGUCGUGAAUAGUGCUCCUGUAAAUGUGAUGAUCCACUGACGUGAAGUUCCUCCAGUUUUCUCUGUCUUUGUUUGAUCUGUUUCACCGGGACAGUUGUUUCGUGUCGGGGGGCGGAGAUGCCGGUUCAGGUCCCGGACGACUCGGACUUCUCGUCGUUCAAAGAUCAGUGUCUGAGCAGCGACGGGUGGACGAGCCGCUACAGCAGAGGAGGAGUGACGGUGUGGUGCCGGGGGGAGGAGGGCCACAACGUCCAGACCCUCAAGAUGAGGAUCGUGUGUAAAGACGUGAUGGCGGAGACGCUGUACGACGUCCUCCAUGACACCAGCUACCGCAGGAAGUGGGACACCAACAUGAUCGACACGUACGACAUCGGGCGACUGACGGUCAACACAGACGUCGGAUAUUACUCCUGGAAAUGUCCGACUCCUCUGAAGAACAGAGACUUUGUGACGAUGAGGUCGUGGCUUCCUCUGGGCAGCGACUUCCUGAUCAUCAACUACUCGGUCAAACACCCGAAACAUCCUCCGAAGAAGGAGUUUGUCCGAGCUGUGUCUCUGCUCACCGGGUACCUGAUCCAGUCCAACGGAACCAACGGCUCCACCCUCUACUACCUGACCCAGGUGGACCCCAAAGGCCAUGAGGAAGAUCUACAAGGCGUCUCUGAAGUAUCCCGAGUGGAAGAGGAAGCACAACCCCGGCCUGAAGCCGUGGAUGUUCCCGGAGCAGAACACGCUGCCGUGCAUCAGCGCCUCAGAGCUGACGGUGCAGCGAGCCGACUCGCUGGAGAACAUCGACGAGAGCGGCGUGAGCGAGGAGAAGACGCAUCACAGCGACGACGAGGAAACUUAAACCUCCCACGGACUCGACAGCACCACGACUCCUCUCUGCUUUACUCUGUUUGUUGGUUUGUUUGACGAGAUAAACUUUAUUGGUCGGUGUAUGUUGUGUCGCACACGAAAAACCUUAAGCUUCUGUGACGUGGAUCCUCAGUCCGACGAUCAUUUAUAAUCAUUUAUAAUCACGUGUUUCAUAUUAACAUGAAAUCAGGUUUUAAAUAUCAGGAUUGUCAGUCGACGUGACGACCGGCGUCUGGAUCCACCUCACACAUACUUACUAAAUAAAAUAAAAUAUCUAAGAAAUAAACUAAAGGUCUGAUCACAUGAUCACAUGAGACACUGGUGAAGGUGCUGUGUGAGGCUGCAGCUCCCCCAAGUGGACACAUCACAUUACUACAACCUGAACCAGGUAACGGUCGCCCCCUACAGGUGGAACCAGAGUGUGACCUCAGACCAGACGUCACUGUGACCUUUAACCAAUAAAGUUUUUUUUUCAUCUGUGCAGCUGCUGUGAUCUUCUGGAAACUGAAAUAAAAAUGUAGUUUUCA